This is a messenger RNA of Oryzias latipes (Japanese medaka), 3598 nucleotides long. It is a transcript of the gene cmtr2, whose product is annotated as cap methyltransferase 2. NCBI's taxonomy places the organism in Eukaryota, Metazoa, Chordata, Actinopteri, Beloniformes, Adrianichthyidae. Gene Ontology annotation, cellular component: cytoplasm; nucleus. Gene Ontology annotation, molecular function: methyltransferase cap1 activity. Gene Ontology annotation, biological process: methylation; 7-methylguanosine mRNA capping. The record is from RefSeq and is a predicted model, not a curated record.
UCUACUUUGCGCAUGCGCUUUUUUUUUGGUCACGUGGGAUCCUGUUCCGGUUGCUGAGGAUAUUCAGAUCCAGGUGAGGAGGAUGAGUUCAAGUAAUGGAGCCAGGAGGAAAGCCAACAAACUGCCACAGUCCAACAACGAUGAAGCACCCCAUCUAGACACACCGGCAGAGAUACAAAGUCUUUUUGGUAAAGUCAGGGCCUAUGUGAAGCCGUCCGGUGGGGAGUGGGUCAUCCCCAACAUGAGCGAUGCUCUCACACAUCAGGCAGAGGAGCACCAGCGUCUGCAGGAGCUGAAGGCAUCUUUGAAUGCUGUGAAGAACCAGCUCAGUGAUAAGGACAUGCAGGUGUGGCAUCAGCACACAAACCUAACUAACCGGGCGGGGAAGGUGAUUGCUGCCGUGCGCUCCACCGCCAACGCAGAGAUCUGCACUCAGGCCUGGUGCAAGUUCUAUGAGAUACUCGGGAGCUUUAACCUUCUUCCAGAGAAGGCUCUUUGGAACGGAGAGCUCAACACGGUUCAUCUGUGUGAAGCUCCUGGAGCUUUUAUAACCGCUCUGAAUCACCACAUCAAAACCAGUGAGGCGACACGGUACUGCGACUGGUGUUGGGUGGCCAACACCCUCAAUCCGUACCAUGAAGCCAAUGGAGGGGGGAAAACCAUCGCUGACGACCGAUUAAUUGCCAACACGCUGCCCUGGUGGUUCUUUGGCUCAGACAACACAGGCGACAUCAUGGUGCAGAAAUAUUUGUUGGAUUUGCAUAAGUUUGUGUCAAACAUGCACUUUGUUGAUUUGGUGACAGCAGAUGGAAGUUUUGACUGUCAGGAGAAUCCAGAUGAGCAGGAGGCGCUGGUGGCGUCCCUCCACUACUGCGAGGCCACAGCUGCACUGCUGCUGCUGAGCCCCGGAGGCUCCUUUGUCCUAAAAAUGUUCACUCUCUACGAACACUCCUCAGUCUGCCUACUCUACCUGCUCAACUGCUGCUUCCACUCAGUCAACGUCUUCAAACCUGCAACCAGCAAAGCGGGAAACUCUGAGGUUUACGUCGUGUGCCUGAACUAUAACGGCAAGGAGGCUCUAAGGCCCCUCCUCUCCAAACUGAUUCGCCACUAUGGGGCAGAUCUGUCUGACAGAGAAGCUCUUUUCCCCAUUUCCCUCCUCCCGGAGUCGUUUCUGGAGCAACAUGAAGAGGUGUGCUUCUAUUUUCACACGCUGCAGGUAAAGACAAUCACAGAAAAUCUGCAACUGUUCCAGAAGAUGAGUGCAGAGCAGAGGCAGCAGCUGGAGCACGUGCGGGACUGUGUGGCUCAGGAGUACCUGCAGCGGUUCCAGGUGAGCUUUCUUCCACGACGUCAGUGGGUUUCUCGUGGCUCAGUGAGGCCUGCGUGCAGCAUGGUGUCAGCAGGCCGACCUACGGGACAGAGAAGGCAGACUGGAUCCUUCAAUGAACGGAGGGAGUUACAGACUCUGAGCUGGAGGGAGCGAGUUAAGAGGAGCUGCCAUGCUGCCUGGAUGCAGACCCACUGCACAGAGGAUAGAGAGACGGGAUGCAUACUGGAGGGACCUCUGUCGAGCUGUAGUGUGGAUUCGUGGUAUGUCGUUAUCGGGGCUGCCCUGCUGGCUGUCAGGAACUCUCCAUUCUGUGAAGGAGAGCUGCUAAACCACUUAAAUGAAGCCCUCACAGACACAGCCGUCGACUGGACCUGUCUUCCUCGCUGUGACUCCUGCCAUGUAACUUCCACAGCCUCCGUCUUAUCUGAGGCUGCAGGCUUAUGUGCCCUCCAAGCUGGCUCUGUGGAGAAAGCAGGGAAGAAACAGUGUGUGGUGUUUGGCAGCAACUCCGUGUGGAGUGCUUGUCAGAGCCAAGAUGGGGAUUUAGUCUUAACAUUGCGCGCUGAACCUUCAUUUCCGCAGAGAAGCUGCAACUCACUGCAUGAUGGGGCGCCGCUGUACCAGCAGCAGCUCUUAGACUGUGUCAUAGACUCCCUGCAGAUGCUGAGCUCGGGGGAUGCCCUGCUGCUGCCUGUUCUUUCCGCCCUCACGCGAGUCACUGCGGCAGUCGUGUUCUGCCUGCAUGUGUGCUUCUGCUCCGUGUCAUUUAAGUGUCCACGCCCCUCCGGCGUGGUCGGAGCACUGCUCGUGUGUGUUGGCUUCUGUCCCAAAGCGGCUGCCCGAAUGCUCCCAUUUCUGACCGAUGUGCAGCGAAGCAUGAGUGAGACGUUAAAACAAGAUGAGGCCUUGAGUAAAAGUCGGCUUGGUGGAAGUGGACAGGUGCUGCAAUUUGUUCCCAUGGAGGAGAUGCUGAAUGGAGGGCUGAUGGAGUUCCUGUGGACCAUGAACUCUGAAAUCAUCCAUCAGAAGCUGCAUCUAGUCAUGGAGCCACAGCUCCAGCACAGUGAGCCCUCUGUUUUUACAAAAACAAGCCAGAAGAGGUGCUAUAAUUUAGCCAUUUCUUCAGACAGAACCCACAGGUCAAUGAGUCAUUUCUGAGUGCUAAAAUCAAGAGUAUUCCGAUCAACAAGUGUAGACGUAUUUUUACAUAAACAUAUGAAAAGACAGUCCUCAUUAAAUCCUGAAACAACUUCUGCAGCACUGACUCCCCCACAAACUCCACUAAAGGUUUGUAUAACUGAUAGUACCUUAGUUCUGUUGCCUUUAUAUAAAACAUGUAAAUUUGCAAGCGGUUUACAACUAAGUCUAAAACACAAUUUACAUUUCUGGUUAAUUCAUUUUGACCAAGACCAUUAAUGAAAAAUCAGUCUGUACUCAAAAUAAGGAAAAUAUAAACAAAGUAAAUUGAUAGAGCGCCGCUGUUACGAUUGUACACUAUUAUUAAAUGAUAACAACGGUUUAAUUAAAACCACUGCAGCACAAGACAAAGCGAAUUUGCAGGUACCAUUCUGAAUUAAUGCGUACUAAAAUAGAAGCAGGCUUUGGUUUAUUAAAAAAGUGUCUAUAAACAAAGAGAAUCUAUAAAGAUUACUUUAGAUUAAUUACUCCUCGCUCUAGUUUGCAUUCAGACCGAGGAAAUCUGCUUUUCUCAGUUUAUCAUAUGUUUUAAAAAAGGCAGAAAGAUAAAACCAGAAUCUAAAUCUGUGUUUAUGAAAAAUGGUUAAAGCAAAUAUCUAUAGCAAUAUGUGCAUAUAGAAGAUGCACAUUUGGGAUUUACUUCAAUAAGAAGACAGAAUAUUUCAUAUUGGGUGUUUUUGUAACUAAAGUUUUCAGUAUAAUCUGCGCUGUUGCUCUUUUAGCAGCUUGUGAUAACAAACCUUUUUACUGUUGCAUUUUGUGUUCAGUUCACCACCUUUGACCACCUAUAAGCAGGAGGUAUAGUAAUGGGACAAACCUAAAAUGCACAUUUCUUUAGGGUUCAGCAGAAGUCAUUUGGAUCUCAACCGGAUCUCUACACCAAUUGAAGUUGAAUCUUUAUUUUGUGUUUUUAAAAGAUUGUGUUUCCUUUUAUGUUGCAUGAAAGUGUGAGGAUGCACUGAAAAAAAGACACUGGUUUACUAAAGUUUUUAUCCAUUCAGUUUUUUCUGUCAUAACUUAUUCUUUUACCAAAGCAAUAAAAAUAUAAAUCAUAUCCUUUUAUCGAGA